Messenger RNA from Scheffersomyces coipomensis, 1501 nucleotides. It is a transcript of the gene SSF1, whose product is annotated as rRNA-binding ribosome biosynthesis protein. The record is from RefSeq and is a predicted model, not a curated record. Bases 130 to 1479 code for a protein of 449 amino acids. Gene Ontology annotation, molecular function: rRNA binding. The transcript has a single exon. Gene Ontology annotation, biological process: ribosomal large subunit assembly; rRNA processing. NCBI's taxonomy places the organism in Eukaryota, Fungi, Ascomycota, Pichiomycetes, Serinales, Debaryomycetaceae. Gene Ontology annotation, cellular component: preribosome, large subunit precursor.
AGCAGAGAUGAGGAACAUUUUUUUUAAUUUUCAAAAUUUUUCAACUUAACAGUAUAAACAGGAUAGAGAUCUAGAUAAUCAGAACAGCUAGUAUUUUACAGUUGUUAUAGAUAGUUAGGAGGUGUUAUAAUGGCUAAGAGAAGAACAAAGACCAGAACUCAUAAGAGAGUUUCGGAAGAAGAAUUGGCCAAGAUCCCUAGAUCUAUGGUCAUCAGACUUGGAUCAAGUUUAAAGAAUCAUUCCUUAAGUCAAUUAGUUAAAGAUUUUAGAAAUGUUAUGCAACCUCAUACUGCCAUCAACUUAAGAGAACGUAAAUCUAAUAAGUUGAGGGAUUUCAUAGUGAUGGCUGGUCCUCUUGGUGUAUCUGAUUUAUUCAUUUUUAAACAAUCUGAACAAUCUGGUAAUAUAUCUUUAAGAAUUGGAAAAUUACCUAGAGGUCCAACUUUACAAUUUAAAGUGAAUGCUUAUUCAUUAGUUAAAGAUGUUAGUAAGAUUUUAAAACAUCCUAAAUCAAUAGGGAGAGAUUCAAAGGAAUUUUUAACUCCUCCAUUAUUAGUUCUUAAUGGAUUUUCAAAUAAAUUAAAUGAAGUUGAUAAUCAUGAAAAAUUAAUGGUAACCAUGUUUCAAAAUAUGUUUCCCCCAAUUCAACCCCAAUCUACUAAAGUAAGUUCUAUUAAAAGAGUAUUAAUGAUAAAUAAAGAUCCUCAAACUGGAGAAAUUGAAAUCAGACAUUAUGCUAUAAAUACUAAAUUAGUAGAAGAAAAUAGAAAUGUUAAAAAAUUAAUUAAUAGUCAUCAUAAUUUAAAGAAAAAUUUACCUAAUUUAUCCAAGAAUUCCGAUAUUUCAGAUUUAUUAUUAGAUCCUUAUUCAGUAGGUGGUAUUACAUCUGAUUCUGAAAUUGAAGAUGAUGCCAUUGUUGAAAUUAAAAAUGAAAACAAUAAUAAUAAUAAUGCUACUGUCAUCGUUAAUAAAAGAAGAAUAAUAAAGAAACCAACUGGUGAAGGUGAACAAGAAGAAGAAGGAAAUGAAUCAGAAACUGAAGAAACUACUACCACCCAAGAACAAGCUCCAGAAGCAGCUCCUACCAGAAAGAGAGCUAUCAAAUUAACUGAAUUAGGUCCACGUAUAAGUAUGACAUUAGUUAAAAUAGAAGAAGGAUUAACUGGAUCUUCUAAAACUCUUUAUCAUGCCAAUGUUAAUAAAUCUAAAGCUGAAAUUGCUAAAUUGGAAAAGGCUCAUGCUAUAAAGGAAAAAUUAAAGGCUGAAAGAAAGGCUAAACAAUUAGCUAAUGUUGAAGCUAAGAAAGCUAAAAAGGAUGAAAAGAAAGCCAGAAAGAAGGCAAGAGAAGAAGGUGGUGAUGCUGAAGUUGCUGAAGAAGACAAUGACGUUUCAAUGGAUGAGAGUGAUAGUGAUGGACCAGAAAUUAAUCCGGAUGAUUAUGAAAACGAUAGUGAUUUAUUUAGUGAUAUAGAAAAGUAGUUACUUUAUAAAUUAGUGUAUA